CAUCAGUGCCAACUGUCAGUGUCCAUCAAUGCCACCUAUCAGUGCCCAUCAAUGCCACCUGCCAGUGCCCAUCAAUGCCACCUGUCAGUGCCCAUCAGUGCACAUCAAUGCCACAUAUCAGUGCCUACCAGUGCACAUUAAUGCCACAUAUCAGUGCCCAUCUGAGCUGCCUUUCAGUGCCAACUAUCAGUGUCAGUCAGUGCCACCUAUCAGUGACAGUCAGUGACACCAGUCAGUGCCGCCUAUCAGUGCCACCUAUCAGUGCAAAUUAGUGCAGCUUAUCAGUGCCUAUCACUGCAGCCUCAUUAGCGCACAUCAGUGAAGGAGAAAACUUACUCAUUUACAACAUUUUAUAA
Messenger RNA from Staurois parvus, 356 nucleotides. Lineage: Eukaryota; Metazoa; Chordata; Amphibia; Anura; Ranidae. The record is from the annotation of a GenBank genome assembly.